This is a messenger RNA of Atta colombica, 1761 nucleotides long. It is a transcript of the gene eIF4A, whose product is annotated as eukaryotic initiation factor 4A-I. The record is from RefSeq and is a predicted model, not a curated record. Gene Ontology annotation, molecular function: RNA helicase activity; RNA binding; ATP binding. NCBI's taxonomy places the organism in Eukaryota, Metazoa, Arthropoda, Insecta, Hymenoptera, Formicidae. The transcript is spliced from 8 exons. The coding region runs from base 71 to 1342 and encodes 423 amino acids.
GUAGUCUCUAGAAUACUCCUCGUGACGCCACUCAAGCUCUUCCUUUCUGUCGAACUCUCGCGAGUUGAACAUGUCGCAUACUGCAGAACGAAGAAAUGAUGAUCAAUGGCCGGGGGAUUCAAAAAAUGGUCCUAGUGAAAGUGAACAACCCACAUACGAUGGACCUCCUGGAAUGGAUCCCGAUGGCGUCAUCGAAUCCAACUGGGACGUUGUUGUGGAGAACUUUGACGAAAUGAACUUGAAAGAAGAACUGUUACGUGGUAUUUACGCUUAUGGUUUUGAAAAACCAUCUGCAAUUCAACAACGUGCCAUCCUACCAUGUAUACGGGGGCUCGAUGUUAUUGCUCAGGCCCAGUCUGGUACUGGAAAAACUGCUACGUUCUCCAUAUCGAUUCUUCAACAAAUCGACACUAGUAUUAAAGAAUGCCAGGCCUUGAUCCUUGCACCAACCCGUGAAUUAGCUCAGCAAAUCCAGAAAGUCGUUAUCGCUCUAGGAGAUUUCAUGCACGCGGAAUGUCAUGCAUGCAUUGGUGGCACCAACGUUCGUGAAGAUAUGCGAAAACUGGAUCAGGGUGUUCAUGUGGUUGUCGGAACGCCCGGUAGAGUUUACGAUAUGAUCAGCCGACGAGCACUUCGAGCAAGUAGCAUCAAACUGUUCGUGCUGGAUGAAGCCGAUGAAAUGCUUUCUCGAGGAUUUAAGGAUCAAAUCCACGAUGUAUUCAAAUUAUUACCUAACGAAGUGCAGGUUAUAUUAUUAUCUGCGACAAUGCCAUCUGACGUGUUGGAUGUAUCCAAAUGUUUUAUGCGGAAUCCCAUUCGUAUUUUGGUUAAGAAAGAAGAAUUAACAUUAGAGGGUAUUAAACAAUUUUUCGUUUACGUUGAACGUGAAGAUUGGAAAUUGGAAACUCUUUGCGAUUUGUAUGAUACAUUAAGCAUUACCCAAGCGGUUAUUUUUUGCAAUACGCGGCGUAAAGUCGAUUGGCUAACAGAAAGUAUGCAUAAACGUGACUUUACUGUUUCCGCCAUGCAUGGAGAUAUGGAACAGAAAGAACGCGAUCUUAUUAUGCGUCAAUUUCGAACUGGAUCUUCAAGAGUUUUGAUUACUACUGAUCUUCUGGCACGCGGUAUAGAUGUGCAGCAAGUGUCACUUGUUAUUAAUUAUGAUUUACCUUCCAAUCGAGAAAACUAUAUUCAUCGAAUCGGUCGUGGUGGUCGUUUUGGCCGUAAAGGUGUGGCCAUUAACUUUGUGACAGAAGAAGAUAAACGAACCCUGAAAGAUAUCGAGCAAUUCUACAACACUCACAUCGAUGAAAUGCCAAUGAAUGUCGCUGAUCUGAUCUAAGUCCGACUAUUGGCUAUAAUCCAUUAUACUAAAAAAUUAAUAAAAAGCAGUUUUGGACAGUCCAGAUGUGGGCGACAUAUUUUUGGAAAUAAAGACCAGAUUUCCUGAUUCAAAAUCGAAGUUUUGUAAAUCGAUUACCUCUCUAAACUCCUGCCUUUCGUAUAGGCUAUAAUAAUAUAUGUACAUUUUCUCUUUUUCUUUUUUAUACUUUUACAUUCUUAUUGAUAAUGAAAGCUGAUCAGUUCUUAGAUUUUUUUACAUUUGUCAAUAAAAUUCUUUGCAAACAAUCUUUAUCGCAUAUUCAUAAGUUUCCGUGCACAUAUCAAUGCCGAAUAUUAAAUUAAAAUGUUAUCUGCCUUGUGAGAACUUUUGUAUCGUGUUUUUACAAAAUUAUUAAAAAUAUUGCGAUAUCACACAUA